Carya illinoinensis is the source of this 1221-nucleotide messenger RNA. Its product is annotated as EID1-like F-box protein 3. Bases 53 to 880 code for a protein of 275 amino acids. The record is from RefSeq and is a predicted model, not a curated record. The transcript has a single exon. Lineage: Eukaryota; Viridiplantae; Streptophyta; Magnoliopsida; Fagales; Juglandaceae.
CACAUGUUUAUAUCCAUGCGCGGAGAUGCCCUGAAACUCCGGCGAUGUCGCAAUGAGUCGGGAGCAGCGCCUCAAAUCAAAUUACCCGCCGAGUCAAGGGUCCGAAUCAUCUGAGUCCGGCAUACUCAACGAAAGCAUUCUCGUCCUCCUCUUCAAGACCAUCGAAUGGGACGUUCAAACUCUCUGCCUGACCUCUUCUGUCAAUCGGAAGCUCCGAGCCAUAGCAGAGCGUGUGCUCUGGCGCGAGCUCUGCGUGUACCGGGCACCGCGAAUGGUGGACACAUUGGCCAACGGUACGCCCCACGGUCGGUUCUGCGGCGGGUGGCAGGCCCUCGCGAAGCUAAUGUUCUUCUGCUGUGGUUGCGAAUCAACGCGGAAUUUCAAGGUGAAUCAGCCCUCGCCAGGUCACUUCGUGGAGACCACUCGGUUUUCGAAAACCUCGGGACGGAGCUUCUUGACCAAGAAGUGUCGGGGAGACUUGUUGUACGUGAGUGACCCGUGCGAGCAUCCCACUACGGGCGAGGAAGAUGAUCAACUGGGGAUUUACAGAGGCGUAUUCAAGGGAUUCACCAGGUCGACGACGAGGGAGAGCUUGAUCGGAAGGCAGGCGGCGCUGGAGGACAGAGUGAGGUGUCCUUAUUGUGGGGCUCGCGUGUGGAGCAUGACGACGGCUCGGUUGGUGCCCAAGAGCGCAGCAAGGCGGCUAGGCUCGCACGAUGGGGGCUUGGAGUAUUUCGUGUGUGUGAAUGGGCACUUGCAUGGAACAUGUUGGCUGGUGCCGUUAUCGUCCGACGAGGAUAAAACCAACAGCGACGAUGAAGACAACGGUAGUAAGGGCGGGAAUAUCGAUACUCAGACUGGGAUGGAAGGCGAUCAGUAACAGAUCAUCAAGUAAUCAUGAGUUAACAGGUUCAAAAAUGGAGAUGAAUAAAUCCCUUGGUGGAUCAUGAGGCUGGACAUAUAAUUAAUGGUGGACCGCACGUAAUGAGGCUAACGUGAAGUUCUGAAUUAAUGGAGAGUAGGUAGGAAUUUUCAGAGAGUGAUUGAUUUUCUUCUUGCAUUAAUUGGUCAUGAGGUCACGAUGCCCUGUUUUGUUUUUGUAUAAAUUUCAUGCUUGAUUGAUGAUAGAUGGAUGUAUAGAAGGAGGUAGGUUUUGUGCAUCCUGCAUAUUGCGUAUUGGCUCAAUAAGAUGCUCCUGCAACCAUACGUGCAGUACUUUUA